UUGCAAUUGGGACUCGGAUUCGACAGAGUCACUCCCAGUCGCUGUGAGUCGCUUUCGGUCUCAAUGGGAGGAGUGUGAGAUGGAAGAAAUCAACAGGACACUAGUCAGAGACCUGGCUACCUCCAGUGCAGCAGCUCUUCAGCGCGAGGAGACUCGACAGCCGAGCCAUGCGACCCAUCCGGCAACAUCCAAUCACGUAAGAAUCGAUUACCCGCUCGGUGCUUAAACUCGUCAUGCUCCCGCCCGAGCUCGUCGACGAUGUCGUCGACAACCUCGCCGACCAAGUCGGCAAGGACGACACACGAGCGCUCCUCCGCCUCGCACUCAUCGCACGCGCAUGGGUCCCGCGCUCGCGCUUCCACAGCUUCGCAUCGAUAACGCUCGUGCGCAACCGCAGCCGCGACACCGUGCGCCCGUUCCUCCACCUGCUGCACGCCCCCGCCCCCGGGCCGACGUUCGCCGCGUGCGUGCGUGCGGUGCACCUGCGCCAUCGCUCCGCGUACGGCUCGCCCGUCCUCUCCGCCGGCGACAUCCUCGUGGCGCUCGCGCGCGCGGGCAUCCGCCCGCGGCACCUGCGACUCGAGUGCGGCUUUGCGCAGCGCGGGUCGCCCGCGGCGCUUGCCGCGUGCGGGGCGUUUGCUCAGCUGACGGACCUAGAUAUACUGCUUACUGGGAAGGUCGUGAUGGACCGCGUGCUUGCAUAUUUGGCGCCGAUGGGGUGUCUCCGGCGAUUGAGCCUGGAGCCGAUGGAGCUGGUGGACAACGACGAUACGGGGGGCAGGGCGCUGCCCCCGACGCUCCGCGAGCUGUCGAUCCGGGACUCGGCGCUGUUCAGCUACUGGCUGGAUACCAAUGCCCCGGAGCCGCUGCCGCAGCUUCCGCCGUCCCUGAUAUUCAGCGGGCCUUUUUCUCACCAUUACACGAUCUUGGAGCGCCAUGUGUCCCUGAUCCAUCUGCCGCCGCGAUCGAAGCUGACGUAUUAUGGAUGGUACCCGACCGUGAACAUCCUAUCGAUCCCAUCUGCGGUCGAGCACGUGUGUUUCCAGGACAAUCUCGACUUUGCGAUCUUGUACGCAUCGAACAUCCUCACCCGCACGCGCGUCCCCGACGGGCUGCGCGUGGUCCAGUUCCGCCCCGACGUCGGCCAGGUGCUCGACUCGUGCCGGGACAUCUGGACGGCCUUUGAUCUGCAGAUGGUGGCGCUGCAGGCGUCGAGGAAACAACAACACCCUGUCACCAUCGUCGUGGGCGAUGACAGCGAGCCGAUCUCUGACGCGUUGUGGGACACCGUGCGCUCGCUGAUGCCGCUGUGUACGAAACAGGGGACUCUGACCAGAGCGGGAUCUUAGAUGCAUAGAUUGUGGCUACCACUGCGACAACUAGAUUUUUUUUUCCUUUUUUCUUUUUUUGCGGUGGAUCGGAGUUCUCGGACGGGUCAAUAGCUAGUUGAUCGGAUGUCUUAGUAACAAAUGCGGUGCCCCCAACUCAGACUCGACAUGCGGCAACGGCGUGUGCGUGCAGGGCGUCCCUCAAAAAUAUAUAAAGCCGUUGCAUGCUCCUUUCAACAGAAAAAAAAUAGACUCUGCCCUCGCACCCCUCCAUCUCACGUCACCCACUAAUCAUACUCCCUUCGCCUCGAGCGCCUACUACCAGCCCUCCCUCGCCCUCUCAAUCCACGAUACUAUGCACUUCACCGCCCUGCUCGCCGCCACUCUCUGUCUUUUCUCCGCGACACACAGCGCCAGCGCCACCUCGCCGGCCGCGGAUCCCGCGCCGAGUGGCACACCCGGGCGCAGCAGCCUGUCCUUCGCAGCGCGUUGGUUCGCGUUCCCGGCCAUCCGGCCACAACCACAGACGCCGUCGGAGCGCACACUGCACGUCCGCCAGCACGGGCCGCGCCCCCGCCGCCGCACGGUCCAUCCCUAGGCCAUACGUUACGUGCGUGUCACGUGUUCGUGCCACGAUGCGCGCACGUGCGGGAGGGGUGUGUCGACGCGUGCGCCAGGGCCGCGCACAAUCAUAAUACAGUAAUAACAUACGCGUGUCAUUUCGCGCGUGGGGAAGACCUGGCGUCUGUCCUCGGCCGAUCAUUUUGGACGCACCCGGCACGACUGUCGCCUUAGAUGGGCUGAUCCAACUGUGGAUAUAUAUGUUGUAUGUAUGUAUGUAAUGGGAAGUAACUGUAACACGCCGUAAUUUAGAUGUGCCUCCAAUCGCACUUGCGACCUCACACAACAUCCACUGAACCCGUCCGCGGGGAGAUAAUCGCAACCACCCUGCCCUCGAAGCCGUCCCCUCCUCUCCGCGCGACGAGGUCCGUGUUGGUCUCCGUGACACCGAGCAGCGUCUCGAGGUUCGACGAGCCGAGCGCGAGCACCUCGGCCUUGGAGAGCAGCCCGUCCGCCUCGAUGCCGGCCCACGCGAGAUCGAGCGGGAUCGCACGCGCGAGGGACUGCUGCGUGGUCAGCAUCCCCACGGUCACGUUGUGCGACACCAGCGCGGCGAUCGCGCUCUGAUGCGUCAGCGGGGGCCCGGGCAGGAUGCGGCGCUGCUCCCAUUCGUUGGGGAACGGCCGCGGGUUGACGAUGACACCCACCCCCGCCGCGCCGAGCUCUUUCGCGAGCAGGUGCGCUUCGGUGGCGCCGGUGAUGGUCAGCUUGAACGCCUUCCCGGUGCUGCUCUCCACCUCUUUCUUCAAGACGAGCAAAGUGGCAAUGAUAUCGGCGCUCUCGGCGUGUACGACGAGCGGGAUCUUCCCGUCUGUGACCUGACUGAACUGCUCCCCGAUAUCGCCAGAUCCCUUUCCGAGCAGCAGACGGCGCAGAGCCGCAACCUGCGUGCUGACGCUGGCAUCGGCCCACAUGGAAAAUCUGACAUGCAGACCAGUGACCCUCUGGAUGAUGGCCCCAUCGGCGAGCUUGUGGGCGGCUCCGGUGCUGAAGUACGUGCCCAGGCCAGUCAGGAACCCGCCGGUUGGGUCGGUGAUGGCGCCUGUCACACCAGCGCGAUAUGCAGUCAGAGCGCUGCGUGUCUCGAACAGGAGACCGUCCACAGCCUUGAUGACAGUAUCGAGACGAGAUCAGGGAUGGGGUCUUCCAGCGGGUCCAAGACGUUGCCAUCCACUGUCGAGUCUGGAGACGUGUGAGUCCCUCAAAGAUCGACAACCAGACACGACAUACAUUCCCCGGCGAUAUGCGCCAGCCCGAGACCGCUGCCAUACGUGAUGAAGCCGGGAGUGAUGCUGCCUCCCUCCAG
Mycena citricolor is the source of this 3255-nucleotide messenger RNA. The record is from the annotation of a GenBank genome assembly. Lineage: Eukaryota; Fungi; Basidiomycota; Agaricomycetes; Agaricales; Mycenaceae.